Molecule: messenger RNA, 1791 nt
Organism: Fusarium tjaetaba
Lineage: Eukaryota; Fungi; Ascomycota; Sordariomycetes; Hypocreales; Nectriaceae
Product: phosphatase ous to the C-terminal domain protein
Exons: 1
Coding region: 1-1791 (596 amino acids)
Source: RefSeq, a predicted model, not a curated record
AUGAGAACAACCCGCACAGGAACCGCCUCCGUCUUGGACACAACUCUUACACGUCUCAUUGACGAUGUUAUAGAGAAUGGGUCGAGCUUUCUUGCAGACGACGAGCACUUGCAGCAUUAUAAACACCACUUAAGCCAUCUUGAGACAGCAUCAAAGAUAGCUCUGCUUCGAGAAUGUCUAUGCGUACGACCGCCUUUGCCACCUCUGCCAGAGGAUCUACUUCACGAUAUCGACACCAUUCUCACACGGCAUCAUCAGCACAAGAUACUCACUCCAGUCUCCUCGCUCUCGCCUUCGCGUUUGAUAGAACAUAGCGAUCAUGGGUCAACGAGAAUUCAUCUUUGGAGAGGCGAUAUCACGACCUUGACUGGCGUCACAGCUAUUACCAACGCCGCCAACAGCCAGGGCCUGGGAUGUUUUCAACCAACUCAUCGAUGCAUUGAUAACAUCAUACAUGCUGAAGCAGGACCGCGGCUACGUGAAGAGUGCUUCCAGCGGAUGCAAGUCAGAGGAAAAGAACUUGAGCCUGGAGAAGUACUUGUCACUGAAGGCCAUGCGCUCUUUGCUUCGUCAGUAAUGCAUACCGUCGGACCACAGCUCAAGAGGGGUGCUUCACCUACUGAGGCUGAGAGGAAGCAACUGGCGAAAUGCUAUGAGUCGAUUCUUGAAGCGCUGGAGAUUUUGCCGUACGAGGAGGACGGUAGCAAGUCAGUCGCUUUUUGUUGCAUCUCGACCGGUUUGUUUGCAUUUCCAGCAGAAGAGGCAGCUGAGAUUGCAGUGUCAACCGUCAUAUAUUGGCUUCAGAAACAUCCGUCAACGACAAUUACAGACGUUGUCUUCAACACGUUCACCGAAUCAGACACUGAGAUCUACUCGAAACUUCUUGGGCCAUCCUCAGCGAAAACACUGUCACUUACCGAGAGCCUGCCACAAAGCUCUCUUGACUUAGCGCGCGACUGGCUCGCCUCAGCAGAUGCUGUCCUCGUCACAGUCGGCGCAGGUCUAUCAGCUGCAGAAGGCUUGGACUACCACUCUCGAGACCUCUUCAAGAAGAACUUCCCGGGCUGUCUCAAGCUCGGUUUGACGUCACUGUACAGUGUCUUUGGCUUCAACGACUGGCCUUCAGAGGAGCAUCGCUGGGGCUAUUUCUUCACUCAUUUGAACAUGGUGGCCAGCUGGUCAAAUACGCCAACUUACCAGACUUUGAUCCCAUGGCUGAGGAAGUUUGGGCAAGAUGCAUUUGUGCGCACUUCAAACGCCGACGGACUAUUCCUCGCAAAUGGCUGGCCAAAGGAGCAACUUUCUACACCGCAGGGCUCGUAUGGGUACUUGCAGUGUUUGAAUAACUGUAGAGUUGACGCUGUUGUGCCAUCGGCUCCUCUUGUAGUUGAUGCAAUGCCUCACAUUGACAAGACGCAAAAACUGUUAGACUCGAGCAAGAUUCCGACGUGCAGGUUCUGCGGUUCGAAAAUGAGUAUUUGUGUCCGAGCAGGCUCCUGGUUUAAUCAGACGCCUUUCCAAAAAGGCGAAGCUCAGUGGAAAGCUUGGAAGUCUCGGGUUCUACUAGAAAAGAAGAAUGUGGUGAUUCUGGAACUUGGUGUCGGAAUGAAUACUCCAGGUGUUUUGCGAUGGCCGAAUGAAGAUUUGGUGAUGCGAAGUAAAGGACAAGUCAAGCUGAUUCGCAUUGGCAUGGGCCCUGAAGCGAUGGUGCCAUGGGACCAGGAAGAUGAAGGCCUGAGCACUUGUAUUCAGGGCGACAUCGGGCGCGCGAUUCCUCUGUUACUAGAAUGA